Molecule: messenger RNA, 1560 nt
Organism: Linum tenue
Lineage: Eukaryota; Viridiplantae; Streptophyta; Magnoliopsida; Malpighiales; Linaceae
Source: the annotation of a GenBank genome assembly
AUGGGCCGUGUGAUCGGGCCGCCGGCUGCCGGCAGCCUAUUAGCUAACCCGUACCCGCUUGCGGCCAAACGGUGUAUUGGAUUCGGGUCGGGUCCUAAAACCCCUAAUGUGCCGAUUUUCCUUCAGUCUUCAGAGCUGCGAUUCAGCAACCACAGAGAGGCUCCAAGGAGAGCUGCUGAACCCAGAAGUGGCUCUUGCCGAAGUAACUUUUCGAUUCCGAUCAUGGGGAAAGUAAACUACAAGAAAAUGAAGGGUUCCCAGAACCUUCGGCAGAGGCUUCUGCUAUCGACGCUCUCCGGCACACCUAUUCUCGUCGAAGACAUUCGCGCCGACGACAAAUUCCCCGGCCUCCGCCCCCAUGAAAUCUCUCUUCUCCGCCUCUUUGACCGAGUCACCGAUGAUUGCGUCGUCGAAAUCAAUGAUACCGGUACGAAAUUCAAGUACAAGCCUGGUGUGGUUAUGGGGGGAAGGCGUGUUGCUCAUGACUGUGGUGUGAGUCGAGCAAUUGGAUAUUUUCUGGAACCUUUGAUUGUUCUCGGAUUGUUCGGCAAGAAGCCGCUUGAGAUAAGGCUCAAAGGGAUUACAAAUGACUCGAAGGAUCCAUGUGUAGACACAUUUCGCUCGACUACCCUGCCAAUAUUAAAGCGAUUUGGGGUUCCUUCUGAAGGACUGGAUCUUAAAAUAGAGAGUCGUGGAGUUCCACCAUUGGGUGGAGGAGAAGUUGUUUUAUCAGUUCCUAUUGUCCAAGCCCUGUCGGCUGUCACUUGGAUUGAUGAGGGAAUGGUCAAAAGGAUUCGAGGGUGGACUUUCUCCGCCAAAGUAUCUUCUCAAUUCGAGAUCCAAAUGAUCCAUGCUGCCCGUGGUAUCUUCAAUAAUCUGCUUCCUGAUGUUCAUAUAUUCACCGAUCACAAAGCAGGCUUACAGGCUGGAAAUUCUCCUGGCUAUGGAAUCUCCUUGGUUGCCGAAACCAAUGCUGGCUGCUGCAUCUCGGCUGAUACUACGAUUUCUUAUGCACGGGGAGAUGAUGUUGGUGACAUGGAAGACGAGAAGAAAGAGUUGAAGCCUCCACAGGAUGUUGGUGAAGACAUGGCUUCCGCUCUGCUUGAAGAGAUCGAGCUAGGUGGAGUGGUAGACUCUUCGCACCAGGGUUUGUUGUUUCUUCUUUGCGCUCUAUGCCCUCCCGACAUUUCCAAGGUCCGGGUGGGGAAGUUGAUGCCAUAUGGAGUCGAAACGUUGAGGCAGAUCAAAGACUUUCUGGGCGUCGAAUUCAAUAUUAAAAUGGACACAACAACAAAGACAGUUAUACUGAAAUGUAUGGGAUGUGGGUUGAAGAACCUAUCGAGAAAGAGUUCAUAAUUAGUGACUUUGCCAUUCUUUAUAGUGCUUGGCGUUGCAUCAUAGACUUCCCAGGUGCUUCCAGAGUAUUAAUGUAUCAGUAAACAGAAAACUAUGAGGCAAAUUUUGAUAGCUACGAUGUACUAGCAUUGUUCAGAUCUUUGAAUCGUACUUUCAUUCACUACAUCCUCUCUACGUUCACAACUCUGAAAGUAUAACCAGCUA